This is a messenger RNA of Monodelphis domestica (gray short-tailed opossum), 5911 nucleotides long. RefSeq lists its product as uncharacterized. Gene Ontology annotation, biological process: regulation of transcription by RNA polymerase II. NCBI's taxonomy places the organism in Eukaryota, Metazoa, Chordata, Mammalia, Didelphimorphia, Didelphidae. Gene Ontology annotation, molecular function: DNA-binding transcription factor activity, RNA polymerase II-specific; RNA polymerase II cis-regulatory region sequence-specific DNA binding. The record is from RefSeq and is a predicted model, not a curated record.
CUCUCUUCUCUUCCAUGGAUCCAGGCACCUCUCAACUAGAAUACAGACUUUCUCCAAGAUUUCAAAGGGAGUCACAUUCCAUAAUGUUACAAUUAAAAAUAGACCUGGCAGCUUAUUGCCCAAUUUAUGAGCAUUUAUUAGUGAAAGAGAGAGAGUUUAACAGAAGCAGAGAGAGAGUUCUCAGCCUUUUAGAUCUCAUUCCCCAUUCAGCUAGCUCGGGCUUGACUUGCCAGAGAUCAAGAGAUCAGGAAAGCUCAGAGAGAAACCCCCAGCUCAGAGAGCCGGUUCCAGAGGGGAGGUACAAAAGACACCUUUCCUUCCCUCUCUUGCAUUUUCCAUUCCCUGGAUUUUCCCUCCAUGGUUAUCCGUGUUGGUUCUGUCCCAUUGAUGCUUGGGACACUCAACCUGACACGGGUUUCCCCGGGACACAGUGGUAGGGCAUCAGACACGUGACCCUGUGUCACCUACAUCCCACUGCUGUCCCCUAGGUAUGUUCCUUCACACACUAGAUAGAAACUCCUCAGCAUUACUGUGGAAGGUCAUGGAGCUGCUUUGUGCAAACCUCCAUUGGGCUCUUAAAGACUCAUCUUCUAUUGCUGACUGACACUGAGAGAGUUUGAGACCUUUGGGCCCCUCCCUUCUCUAUGUGUCAGUUUCCUCCUGUAAUUGACCAGAGUUGGACUCUAUUCUGGUGUGGCUUUCAGCCCUCUGUGUUCUGACUUGGUCUGUUCUAGGAGGUGGUGAUGUUCAAGGAUGUGGCUGUGGACUUCACCCAGGAGGAGUGGCUCCUCUUGGCCCCUCCCCAGAAGGAACUGUACAAAGAGGUGAUGCUGGAAAAUGCCCAGAACCUGCUCUCUGUGGGGCUUCCAGUUCCCCUAGACGAUGUGAUCUCUUAUUUGGAGCAGAGGGAAACCCCAUGGAUGCUGGAGCAAGAAGGUCUGAGUGGCUGCUUCCUAGGUGAGAUCAGACCUGUUUUGAAAAUGACUCCAACAGAAGUGAGCUUUUCUGUGGAAGAAACUGAGAAACAAAAAUUCAUGAGUGAUGGUCUGGAUAACUUAGCUUGGAGAGAAUUCUGCAUUGAAUUUCAAAAUUCAUCCCUUCCUGAACAUCAAAGAAUGAUCUCUGAGGGAAAGUCUCAUGAAUGUAAUCAGUGUGAAAAGACUUUUAUGCACAGGUCUAAUCUUGAUGUACAUCAGAGAAUCCACACUGGGGAGAAACCUUAUGAAUGCAAGCAAUGUGGAAAGAUAUUCAGUCACAGUUCUGUUCUUGCUAUACAUCAGAGAAUCCACACUGGGGAGAAACCUUAUAAAUGCAAGCAAUGCGGAAAGGCAUUCAGUCAAACCUCCGGUCUUGCUGUACAUCAGAGAAUUCACACUGGGGAGAAACCUUAUGAAUGCAAGCAAUGUGGAAAGACAUUCACUGCAAUCUCCAGUCUUGUUCAUCAUCAGAGAAUCCACACUGGGGAGAAACCUUAUGAAUGCAAGCAAUGUGGAAAGAAAUUCAGCCAAACUUCCACUCUUGAUUCACAUCAGAGAAUUCACACUGGGGAGAAACCUUAUGAAUGCAAGCAAUGUGGAAAGACAUUCAGUCACAGUUCUGUUCUUGCUGUACAUCAUAAAGUCCACACUGGAGAGAAACCUUAUGAAUGCAAGCAAUGUGGAAAGGCAUUCAGUCAAACCUCUGGUCUUGCUUCACAUCAGAGAAUGCACACUGGGGAGAAACCUUAUGAAUGCAAGCAAUGUGGAAAGGCAUUCAGUCAAAUCUCCACUCUUGCUUCACAUCAGAGAAUCCACACUGGGGAGAAACCUUAUGAAUGCAAGCAAUGUGGAAAGACAUUCAGUCAAACCUCCGGUCUUGCUUCACAUCAGAGAAUGCAUACUGGGGAGAAACCUUAUGAAUGCAAACAAUGUGGAAAAGCAUUCAGUCGAACCUCUGGUCUUGCUUCACAUCAGGCAAUGCACACUGGGGAGAAACCUUAUGAAUGCAAGCAAUGUGGAAAGACAUUCAGUCGAACCUCUGGUCUUGCUUCGCAUCAGACAAUGCACACUGGGGAGAAACCUUAUGAAUGCAAGCAAUGUGGAAAGGCAUUCAGUCGAACCUCCGGUCUUGCUUCACAUCAGAAAAUGCACACUAGGGAGAAACCUUAUGAAUUCAAGCAAUAUGGAAAGGUUCAGUUGGUGCUCCACUCUUGUUCUGCAUGAGAAAUCACAGAUUUUCACAUCAAACUCAACUUAUUCUAAGAUUAGGUAUAAAUGGGCAUGUGAUGUGUAUAUGAAGUAUCAUAUCACAAAAUAAGGGAGCAUGUAAUAGUUCACCUCUUACCUCAGUUUAUUGAUAUAGGAGCAAUUUGUUACCAAUAUGGAAAUAGAAAACAUUGUGGGAUGUUGCAUAAGUCACUUUUAGCAUGGUAAAUCCAAAAUUAUUUUUACAAACAAAGCCAAUACAACCAAGGUUAAAAAUGAGAAGCAACAGUUAUCAUUUGCUUUAAAACAAUGUCCAAUUAAAUACCUAAUAUUUUAAUCACAGUCCCAAAUACUUCAGCCAUUUCAUAGAAUCUAAAUCUAAGAAACAGAUGAUUAAGUAAAGGAAUAAUGCCAUUGCUUUGUAAAAUUCAUUUUAAAAAUAAAGUUAUUGUUUUUCAAAAAAUCUCUACAAAUGAAAAUUUAAAUGGUAAAAUGUUAUUGUCAUUUUAAAAUAAGACAGAAGCUUAUUGACAGCUAAAUCAAUUAUUCAGUUGGAUGCAUUAUCAAAUUAUCUGAAACAGAAAAUCAUGCAUCUAUCAGCUUGGGAUUUUGGCCUGAUGGGACACAGACUAGUGUAAUAUGACUUAUACAAUUAUGCUCAUUUCUAUAAUUUCUAAAGACAUUAUUUACAUAUCAAAUUUAAAGCCAAUUUUUCAUUAAGGUCUGUGCUACCAAUACCAGAUCAAAUGUAAUCUGCUAGAAAAAUACACAUGAAUUUAAGGAUACUGCAUUACAAUGUAUUUUUACAGUCCUAUCCAAUCUAGAUUCACAAUUUUAAAUGGCAAAAUAUAGGAUCUUUUCUUAAGAGACUUGCUGUCAUCUCCUCAAAUGAUAGGCACCUUUAGUAUUAGUCUGUUGCCCAGGCUUUUUUACAACCUUUCUUCUUACUGGAUGAUUCUGAAUCUUUGGGAUGAAGGAGGAAAAGAGGCAGGCAUUGAAGAAAUGGGCAAAGUGGAGCCCCAGAGAUGAUACUGUUGGUGAGUUGUGAUAAAAAUCUUCACAAAUUUAGGGAGAGGGUUAGGGUUAGAAACUAGCAGAAAUUUAAGGUUAGAGCCUCUCCUAGACAGCAAAUGCAUGCUCUGGCCUCAGCCUCAUUUCAGUCUCUUGCCUUUAUUUCUCAGGAGUCAACAGUAACUGUUUGAACCUGAGCAGACCCAAUCCUUAAGAGGCUUCUUGCUGGGAUCUCAUCUCCCUAAAGUGAAAUGGUGUGGUCACCUGAUUGUCCAAGGACUGGACAAAGCCUGAGCCCCAGAGAGCAGAAAGGGGCCUGGAGCUGAUUUAGGCAAAGUUUAGCCUUGUAUCACUUCUAAGGAAAUCAGCAGUCUCCACCCCUAAUUAUGUGCUAUAGGUCAAUGGAGAAAAGGAAAAUCAGAAAACCAACUUCUUGGCACCACUCUACAUUUAGGGUCUUUUAUCUCAAGUGGGUCAUCAACAUGGCAAGGCUAUCCUGUGACAUCCCCCUAAAGGAUUCCCUUUACUACCCACCACAGCAGGCUUCCAAAUAUUUCUCUGGUCUCCGGCUCCCCUUUAUGACUUCACCCCCCUGCCCACACCCUCUGAGCUGAGAACUUGGCCUCAUAUUUCACUGAACACAAGCUGGACCUCUGAAGAGCUCUCUUAUCCUCCAGAUCUCACCCAGCUCAGAUGACUCCUUUUCCUCUCUGGCCUCAGCAUCAGAGCAAAUGGUCAUUCUCCUAGCUAAAGAAAACCUCUUUCGAUGUGCAAAGAAACCCAUCUUGUCCUUUAUCUAAGUCCAGUGUAUUCCUCCCUCCAGUACCCUCAUUGUUCUUUUGUUUUUAGCCUUUCCCACACUAAUCAGCUAAUGACUUCCUAUGGGAAUCAACAAAUCAUUCAUCUCCAAUCUCCUAAAUUCUCUCAAUUUAUCUCUUCAUCCCCCUGAGAUAUUGUCCAAUGUCUGUCCCUGGAUUCACGGCAUAACUAGAAAUGGCCAUUUUCAGUGAGUUGUUCCAGUGCUUUUCCCUUGUUUUUUCUGCUAUCCUUCCCCCAAGAAUUCUCAGUCUGGCUCUCCUGAAGCCCCAGGCUACCUCCCUGCAUUAGACCUUUCUAGUGCUCUUUCCCUUAAGAGUCUUCCCUCUCCAAAUUGGUUGCCCUGUGUAAGGAAUUGAUUAAUGCUGAAGAAAAAUUUGCAAAGCCGAUGCAAUGAAAGGAAUCUUUAAGAUCUGUACAUCAAGGAAGAUUCCAAAGGAGAAUGUGGCCAUGAGGAAGGCAGUUUGAACAAGCAGGCACAAAUUAUUUCUUCCUCAUUCUUUUUUCUUGGAUUUUAGGAGAAGGAGCUAAGGAGAGAUCUCUGCCUUUUCUGGCUAUUGAUUUCUCUGAAAGAUUUGGGGCUUGAUUCUGAAGAUCUUUGAAAGUUUCUGAUAAUAUCCCUCUUUAAGACUAUACAUCUUUACUUAUUUAUUAUUGAGAUUUAUAUUAGAUUAGGGUAAUCCUAAAACCCUUCUCUCCCAUCUAAGUUCCUUUCCCCUUCUUUCCUUUAAAAUAAAUCCUUGUUUCCAGUCUUUUAGAGAGUGAGUUGUCAGUUAAAAGUUUCAGUCUACUUACCCAUUCUGAAUCCCUGCUUGACUCAAACUGAAAGAUAGCAGAAUUGGGUGGGGGGAGGAGGAGAAAGAAUUCUGUCCUUCACGUUACCUUAUUUCUCAGUGUGUUUGCCCAGCAUUUCCAAUUAUCAUAAACAACCCAGUAAAGGAUAAUAAAACUUGUCACCCCAGAAAAGAUCUUACCCUUUCCCUAAACAGUGAUGGUCAAAUAGAAAAAAAAAUGUUUCUACAAGUAAUCUGUGAAAUGAUGGUUCUUGCAACUGUUAAUGGAUUUAUAUUUUAAUGUACAGUGCAGUGACUAAUAUCAUGAUGGAUACUAUAGACCUUAUAUCCAAUUCUACUUUGUUUAUAAUGAAUAUAUCCUUCACGACUGACACAGUAAUAUGGCAAAUCCUUACCCAGACGUAUAUUCUCACCACGACUGCCAUAUAGACUUUCACUUAUCUAUUUAAGUUCAUAAUACUGAAGAAAGCAGCUCAGGUCAUGGUGGUAGAUACAAAUCUGGAACAACUAGUGAAGAAUAUGUAUGAGGAGUUUCUGAAAAACAAAAAACAAACAAAAAAAAGGAUUAGACCAGGCUAAGGAUGGAAGUGGGCAGGAAGCUACUGGGCAUAAAGACAUAGAUAACAAGAAAGCAAAGGGACAAUAAGACAGGAACUCAAGAAAAUGGAAAAGAGCAAGGACAUCAACGAUGAGGCCAAAAAUUUUUUCCACUCAGGCACAUUACAAAGAUAUCAGACACUGAAGGGGUGGUUCAUUCCAAAGUACAUAAACAGUUUUCCAUACAGGAACUUGAUUCUAUAUGCCAUAGAUUCCCAAAAUUUGUCAACGAGUCCCACCAAGCUCAUAAGGAAUUUAAAAAGGCAUUUAAAACCUUUAAACCAAAUUGUGAAGAUGCAGAGUUCCUCCUUUCAUAAUUAUUUAGCCCCCAUGAGCAUAGGCAAUUUAUUGAGAGGACUAGGAAUUUUAGCACCCUAACGAGCUGGCCUAUUGAAGAGAAGAGAGAAGAUUUUGACUUUUCCAAUCCAGCAUGCAUGACAUAUCUAAGAAAAUGUAGAAAGGAUUUUCUCCAGGCUAUAAAAUCUUUCUGUUCAAAACCCAAAGCAUGAG